AUGGGGCUGCUGAGUAUUAUUAGGAAACAGAAACUCAAAGACAGAGAGAUCCGGUGCCUGAUUUUAGGGCUUGACAACUCGGGAAAGUCAACGAUAGUAAACAAAUUGUUGCCCGAGGAUGAGCAGAAAGUCAAUGGCAUAAUGCCCACUGUGGGGUUCCAAAUACAUAGCCUGGUGACACGGGACGUAAUGGUAUCGUUAUGGGACAUUGGCGGACAGAGGACGUUAAGGCAGUUUUGGGAUAACUACUUUGACAAGACACAAGUGAUGAUAUGGUGUAUAGAUGUGAGUCUUUUGAUGCGCUUUGGUGAAACCAUCCGAGAGUUAAGGGAACUGAUCAAUAGAGACGAAAACCGGAUAGGAUACCAGUGCGCAGUUAUCAUUGCGUUGAACAAGACCGAUCUGGUUGAGGAUAAAUCCGAACUGUGUCGAAGACAGAAGUUGGUGGAGCUUGAACUGAAGAGUCUGUUCAAGCCUGACAUCCGAAUAGCCGUCGUUCAAUGCAGCGGCAUCACCGGAGAAGGGAUCGAAGACUUGCGUGACCGGCUGGUGGAGUCCUGCCAUUUUCCUCAAUAA
This is a messenger RNA of Saccharomyces kudriavzevii IFO 1802, 576 nucleotides long. It is a transcript of the gene CIN4, whose product is annotated as Arf family GTPase CIN4. The transcript has a single exon. The record is from RefSeq and is a predicted model, not a curated record. Gene Ontology annotation, biological process: protein folding. Lineage: Eukaryota; Fungi; Ascomycota; Saccharomycetes; Saccharomycetales; Saccharomycetaceae. Gene Ontology annotation, cellular component: microtubule cytoskeleton; cytoplasm. Gene Ontology annotation, molecular function: GTPase activity; GTP binding. The coding region runs from base 1 to 576 and encodes 191 amino acids.